AUGAAGGCGGCACAAGAUAGACAUAAUAGCUACGGUGAUAAGCAUCGUCACCAUGAGGAGUUUCAGGUGGGAGAGAAGGUGUUGCUUAGAGUUUCUCCUAUGAAAGGCGUGAUGAGAUUUGGGAAGAAGGGAAAGUUGAACCCUAAGUUCAUUGGCCCGUACGAGAUUCUGGAGAGAAUAGGAGAGGUGGCUUAUGUAUUGGCAUUGCCGUCAGACGUUGAUCGUGCGCAUAAUGUUUUCCAUGUUUCUCAGUUGCGGCGAUACAUUAGUGACCCUUCGCAUGUGCUACAGCCAGAGUCUCUCCAGUUAGAUGAUAACAUAACUUACGAGGAGUUUCCUCUCCAGAUUCUAGAUCAUAAAGUUCGAAAGACUCGCAAAGGUGAGACAAAGAUCGUGAAGGUGUUGUGGUCAAACCACAACUCGGAGGAGUCUACUUGGGAAGUUGAGGAUGUUAUGCGCCUUAAGUAUCAUCAUCUCUUCACCUAG
Beta vulgaris subsp. vulgaris (sugar beet) is the source of this 486-nucleotide messenger RNA. RefSeq lists its product as uncharacterized. The transcript has a single exon. The record is from RefSeq and is a predicted model, not a curated record. Bases 1 to 486 code for a protein of 161 amino acids. NCBI's taxonomy places the organism in Eukaryota, Viridiplantae, Streptophyta, Magnoliopsida, Caryophyllales, Amaranthaceae.